Messenger RNA from Phanerochaete carnosa HHB-10118-sp, 1319 nucleotides. RefSeq lists its product as uncharacterized. The annotation marks the transcript as partial. Gene Ontology annotation, molecular function: flavin adenine dinucleotide binding; oxidoreductase activity, acting on CH-OH group of donors. The transcript is spliced from 9 exons. The record is from RefSeq and is a predicted model, not a curated record. NCBI's taxonomy places the organism in Eukaryota, Fungi, Basidiomycota, Agaricomycetes, Polyporales, Phanerochaetaceae.
CCAGCACCUGCGACACAGAGACGUACACGAGAUCGUAUUCGACGACCGCAUUCUAUCUGCCAAACAAAGACAGGCCAAACUUGUCCGUUCUAACGGACGCUCACGUGCGCCGCGUCCUCACCCAGCCUGGCGCUGCUGGCAAUCUUACUGCCACUGGCGUCGAAUUUGGCUAUGGUGGCGAUAUUCAUAGCGUGCGAGCCACCAGAGAGGUUAUUUUGAGCGCCGGAGCGCUCAAGUCUCCGCAGAUCCUAGAGUUGUCUGGGAUUGGCCGAAAUGAUGUACUGUCGAAGAUUGGAAUUCCCGUCAAGCUCGAUCUUCCUGGUGUCGGCGAAAACAUGCAAGAACACAUGGCACUUGCGAUGUCGUGGGCUAAAAGACGAGCUCUUGUAAGUAGUACUUUGACCCUAAUACACGCAGUGUUUCUAACAAAGGUUCUGAUUAGCAAGCGACCUCAGGAACACAGUGUUUCUACGAUGCCCAUGGCGUUCUUCCCUCUGGACCAGAUCUCGGACAAGGCGGGACAGAUCUGUGCACGGGCUAAGGAAGAGAUCGGCAAGCUAGACCAUGACACAGUUCCUGCCGGCUACGUCGACCAGACGCGACUACCGUUGGCGCGUCUUGACCCGAAGACAAGCAGUCCCAUCUACGAGCUAACCGCGUCGCCCGGAUUUCUAUCAGGUCCCAAUCCACCUACCCCCGGAAAGCAUUAUAUCACGCUCUUGGUGUUGGUUAAUAUCCUGUUCUCUCGUGGAAGCAUCCACAUCAGAUCGAGUGACCCAAACGAGGAUCCUGACCUCGACCCGCGCUACCUCGAACGCAACGUUGAUGUGGACAUGUUGCUUGAGGCGACCAAGUUCACGCGCAACCUGGCGAACAACAGUCCCAUUAAAGACAUGAUUGUUAAGGAGGUCAAUCCUGGUCCCUCCAUACAGACGGAUGAGCAGCUCCUCAAUUGGGCUAAGUCAAUCCUCGCCUCUGGCCUCCAUACCGUGUCCUCACUCUCGAUGUUGCCAAGAGAGAAGGACGGCGUUGUAGACCCCAAGCUGAAGGUUUACGGGACAGAUAACCUGCGUGUCGUCGAUCUCUCGAUUGUUCCGCUGCACAUCUGCUGCCACACACAGUGUGAGCCUCCGCAGAUACGUCUUGAGCUGCCGUUGUUACUGAGUACCGUUCUUCGCCAGCCACGGCAUACUUGCAUCAGGGAAAAACGCCAGCGCCACACAGCGCUCCGGGUGCUGCGGGGUUCUGGUAGACUGGUAGAAUGGUACCCGAUUCGGCAGCCCUCUGUGGCUCUCGCUGCGCCUCCGUGGCACCAGUAG